AUGACGAGAAAACUCCAACUAGCCCUGCUUUCAAUCGUACUCGUGGUGCUUAUUAGCGCAAUUGCUGCAGCAGAAGCGAUUCAUGAAAAACGUCAUGUGGGUAAUAAUUUAUCGACUCGAAGGCUGGUAAAACGAAAGCCAUCUGCGUCAGUAGUGCGAAUGACAGGCGGGAGGGCCGCCCAGCAGCUCAGAAGGUUCGGAAAAGCUACCGAGACGGCACCGUCGAAAGAACCUCAAGUUGAAGGAACCGGGAAAGCGGAAGCCCAGAGGAAUGCUUAUUGGACGAACAAAUCAGUCCUUGGCUCGGAUGAGACAAAGCCAGGUAGCCUGCCGCUCUAUAAACCAACAGCCGAACAGAGGAGUGCAUACAUCCCAAAUAAUCAUGCUUUGUAG
This is a messenger RNA of Puccinia triticina, 393 nucleotides long. RefSeq lists its product as uncharacterized. NCBI's taxonomy places the organism in Eukaryota, Fungi, Basidiomycota, Pucciniomycetes, Pucciniales, Pucciniaceae. The record is from RefSeq and is a predicted model, not a curated record. Bases 1 to 393 code for a protein of 130 amino acids. The transcript has 2 exons.